Molecule: messenger RNA, 1179 nt
Organism: Dictyostelium purpureum
Lineage: Eukaryota; Evosea; Eumycetozoa; Dictyosteliales; Dictyosteliaceae
Exons: 3
Coding region: 1-1179 (392 amino acids)
Biological process (GO): reciprocal meiotic recombination
Cellular component (GO): synaptonemal complex
Molecular function (GO): ubiquitin protein ligase activity
Source: RefSeq, a predicted model, not a curated record
AUGGAUAUAAUAGGAAUAUAUUGUAAUUUUUGUUGGAAAGAGUUAAUAGAAAAUGAUCGAGUAUUUAUAACAUCUUGUUUUCAUUUGUUUUGCGAUAUUUGUAUGACCAAUAAAAUAAAUGAAAGAAUAUGUCCAAUAUGUGAUGGAUCCUUAAUGUCAAAGGGUUCAAUCUAUGGUAUUACUAUAGGAUCAACAUUCGAUAAAUCAAUACAGUUGUUCGGAUUACCCCCAAAAAAAAUUUCAAUGAUAGCAGAAAAAGCAAUAGAAUUUUAUAACUAUCAGAACAAUGUUUAUCUUCAAAGUUUAAUUUAUCAAUCUCAGCAAUCACUAAGCCAAUAUAAUGUUAUUAAAAGAACUAAUGACGAUUUAAAUUUUAAAAUUGAAUCUUUCGAAAAACAAUUAAAAUUGCAAAGAAUAGAAAAUGAAAAUGAUAAAAAAGAAAUUGUAGAACUCACCGAAAAACUUGCAGAAAAAACUCGUCAAAAAAGAAAAUUAGAAGAAUUAUAUUUAACUUUAAAAGAAAAUAUGAAUAAUUUAAAUAAUUCAAAUUUUAAUAAUAUUCAUUUCAAUGGUUCAGAUAAUAACAAUAGUAAUAACAAUAAUAAUUAUAUUAGUAACAUUAAUAGCAAUAAUAAUGGUAAUAACAUAAAUAAUGAAACCACCUCCAUCGCUAUAAAAAACAAUGGUUUUAAAUUACCAUUUUCAGCAAAUUUGAAAAACAUCAACAAUAAUAAUAACAACAAUACUAUUAAUAACAAUAAUAGCAGUAAUAGUUAUAUUAAUAAUAAUUUUAGUAAUGCAAACAAUAGCGCAGCGGGAAAUAUUUUAAGUCCAAAUAAAACUACAUACCGUUCACCAUCAUUUUGUUCAUCUCCAAUAAAUAUAAAAAGCACAAAUGAUGAUUUUGUUUUUGUUCCUCCAAACUUAUCUGGUAUGAAUCAACAACCCGUUCCAAAAGGACCUUUUCCUUCUCCUUUUCAAAAAAAAUCAAACUCAGACAAUAAUAAUAAUAAUAAUAAUAAUAAUAAUAAUAAUAAUAAUAAUAAUAAGAAUGAUAAUAAUAACAAUAAUAUUAAUAAUAAUAAUAAUAAUAAUAAUAAUAAUAAUAAUAAUAAUAAUAAUAAUAAUAAUAAAAAUGAUAUAUUAUUAUCCUCAAGUAUUUAUUUGAUUGAUUUUUAA